Molecule: messenger RNA, 225 nt
Organism: Anthostomella pinea
Lineage: Eukaryota; Fungi; Ascomycota; Sordariomycetes; Xylariales; Xylariaceae
Source: the annotation of a GenBank genome assembly
AUGGCCUAUAUCAAAUCGAAAGGUUGGGCAAAUUCCCUAAGUGCUGAUGCAUAUACUAUUUGCCCAGGGACGCCGGAUAUCUUUGACGUUCAGGGCCUCAAGAACUACCAGGAAGUGGUCAAAGUCUUCUUCCAAUACGUUUCGCUGCUCAGACAAACGCCACCUCAGGAGUGGAUCUUUGACGAGCAGAAACGGAUGGCUGAUGUAGACUUCAAGUUCAAGUAG